Anguilla anguilla (European eel) is the source of this 2479-nucleotide messenger RNA. RefSeq names its product bone morphogenetic protein 3 (gene bmp3). The coding region runs from base 381 to 1766 and encodes 461 amino acids. Gene Ontology annotation, cellular component: extracellular region. Lineage: Eukaryota; Metazoa; Chordata; Actinopteri; Anguilliformes; Anguillidae. The transcript has 3 exons. Gene Ontology annotation, molecular function: cytokine activity; growth factor activity. Gene Ontology annotation, biological process: BMP signaling pathway; SMAD protein signal transduction. The record is from RefSeq and is a predicted model, not a curated record.
UUCAGUGAAAGGCGAGAAGGGGUGCGAUUGGCUGUCGAUUCCGAGAGCAGCCCAGAUCCGCGAUACAAAACCAAAAGAACUGCCCCUCGCAACUACCACUACUCUAUAACAGUGAGGUGGAGAGGCAAAAAAAUAACUGAAAUAUAACCGACUGCCUGAGUACUUUGACACCGACUAGGCUGUAACUCAUCAUUGGUAGCAGCGAGCUUCUGGAAGACAAUCACACUAUUCCGUGCGGCCACUGUGUUCGUAGCGAUUACCCUACACUAUCUUUCCAGGUGGGCUAAUGAAAACUCGCCUGAGAUAGAAGAGCACUUUGGAAACCCACUUUGCUCUAAAGCUUCUGUCGUGACUUGUCAACUCUACUUUCUAUUCGAAGUAUGGCUGGCUGUCAACAUUUAUUCGUCCUUUUUAUCGGAUGGAGCUAUCUAUGCGGUGGAUAUUGCGCGAUGCUGAAAGAUCAUUUCAUCGAUCUGAAGAGACUGGCGCAUUCGGGGCAUUUUGGGGACACUCUGGAUAAGGAUCACUCAGUCAAGGAUGAACACGAUCUGCAUUUACAGGAUACAGUGUCGGAGCACAUGCAGAUGCUCUACGAGAAAUACAACAGAGCAGGUUUUCAAUUCAUGGACGGAAACACGGUUCGCAGUUUUAAAGCUCACUGGGGUACAAUCAAUGGUAAGCAGCUGCAGAUCUUUAAUCUGACAUCCCUGACCAAGUCAGAAGACGUGCUCUCGGCUACUCUGCACUAUUACAUAGGAGACCUGCAGAACGGCACCCACGGAUGUGCAAGCCCUAAGACCUGCCAUCGUCAUGGCCCGCGAAAACAGGGCCACAUUCAUCUGGACGUGUGGAGUUUCGCCUCAGUAGAUAACAACACGAGGACUCUGGGACACUUUCUCAUCAACGUCUCCACGCUCCACCGGGACUUCAUAUCCUGGCAGUGGAGGGAUAUCACGCGGGUCGUCAACCGGGCCAAGCACCACGACGAGCUUCUGAUCGGCAUCGCCGUGUCAUCGCGGGGGCGGCGGCCCUGGAAGCAGCUCCUCUCCGACCGCUCCCCGUACGUCCUGGUGUACGCCAACGACUCGGCCAUCUCCGAGCCCGAGAGCGUGGUCUCCACCCUGCGCCGCCACAAGGGGGCGCUGGCCCCCGGGCUCCACAGGCUGGGGGCGCGCGCGGCUAACGGCACGGCGCAGCAGCAGCAGCGGCGGCGGGCGAGGCGCUCCGCCAACGUCCUCCUCCCCCUGCAGAACAACGAGCUGCCCGGGCCGGAGUACCCGUACGAGACGCCGGGUUGGGACGAGCCCGGCCCCUACGACCCGCUGGAGGACAAGCCGGCCAAGCGCCCCAGGAAGAAGCCGCGCAAGAACCAGCGCCACAAGGUGCCGCUGCUGCAGUUCGACGAGCAGACUAUAAAGAAAGCGCGCAAGAAACAGUGGAACGAGCCGCGGAAUUGUGCCCGCAGGUACCUGAAGGUGGACUUUGCGGACAUCGGCUGGAGCGACUGGAUUAUUUCCCCCAAGUCCUUCGACGCCUACUAUUGUUCAGGCUCUUGUCCGUUUCCUAUGCCAAAGUCCCUGAACCCCUCGAACCACGCCACCAUCCAGAGCAUCGUGCGGGCCGUGGGCGUGGUGCCGGGGAUCCCCGAGCCCUGCUGCGUCCCCGAAAAGAUGUCCUCCCUCAGCAUCCUCUUCUUCGACGAGCACAGCAACGUGGUCCUCAAGGUCUACCCCAACAUGACCGUGGACUCCUGCGCUUGCAGAUAAUGCAGGGACACAGCCUGGUGCCCUCCCCUCGAGAGCCCCUUUUGCACUGGAAGACAGACUACAAUUCCCAUAGCUAUCUGACUACAAUUCCCAUAGCUAUCUAACUAUUCAAAGAGUAUGUGAACAAGACAGCCAAGACUGUGUACUGUUUUUGGAGCCAGAAGGUCGACCAUUCUCCCUGAUAGAACAGUGCAGUGGGCUGUCUUUAUCGAUCAGUCACGCAUACAGGAUGGAUGGUCAGUCCACUAACAUCACCUGCUCAUUGUCAUUGACACAACGCAAAGCAAUUUCACAAGAACAUGCAAGACAUACUAUUGGUGUUUUGUUUCCUUUUUUUGUAAUAACGGAGGCAUAAACUGAAUCGGUUAUAAAAGAAAAUUUGAAAUGUCUUCUCUUAUCUAUAUUGCUGGAGAAAAGAAAUCAGUUGGAGGCAACUGUGCCGAGAGCUUAAAGCGAGUCCUCUGUUGUAGCCUCUUCCUCUCCUGCAAGAAACAUGUCUGACUCUGCUCAAGCCCCUGGAAUUCCAUUGACGUAUCUUUAGCCAAAUGGCAAACUCUGCCGCCUCGUUUUGCUGACACUUAUGCAUGAAAAUUCACCUGGUGUGAACUUUUUCUGCGUUCCUCCUCCUUUGUCAUCUUGCAACUUUACUUUUGCGUACUGUUACAUUGCAGUAAUGUACGAUUCUCUCUUAUCAAAUAGUUUUGUAUGUGCUA